This is a messenger RNA of Paramuricea clavata, 2044 nucleotides long. The record is from the annotation of a GenBank genome assembly. Lineage: Eukaryota; Metazoa; Cnidaria; Anthozoa; Malacalcyonacea; Plexauridae.
AUGCCACCGAAAGGUUCCAAGAGUUCGAAACGCAAGUCCUCGAAAUCUCCGGCCAAUCCAUCGCCGUCACAGCGACCUCGUGUGCAGACACGCAGUUCGACCAUGGUCUUAGAACCAACCAUUGCUUCUCCGUCCGCUGGUGCAACAACGAGCUCAACCGUACGCGAACCCGUCAGCGUCGCCAGUACAUCGACAGCGCCUGAUGCUAGUACCAUCUCCCCACAGCUUCGUCAGCAGAUCGUGUUAACAGUUACUGCUGAAGUUACUCAGCGACUUACACCGCACCAUCAAGCGGAGUUUUCGGACGCUGUUGUUGAGGCUCCAGUUGUCGCGAUGGGAGCAACCACCUCGACUGAACAACCCGCCAUUGUUCCUGGUAUUGUGGAAGAACAAUCCGCCGUUGCAGGUAAGCCUUCCUCUUAUUCUGCGAUGCCAAGUCAACCCUAUGAAUCGAUCCAUUUGCCUCUUGACUCCAGGAUCACAACAAAAUUAAAAAACAAUGUUAAGACCUCGGGCACAGUUUUUCUCAUCCGGACCUCGCAGCCGGUAAAUAACAUAUAUGUAUUACUUAGUUAGCUUAGACUACAACAACUGUGAUAUUACUUUCCUAACUAUGUUUAUCCAAAUCCACGCUGCCAACUUUCCCUGUGGAAGAAACCGAAGCGCCUGGAGAAAUCCCACGACUUUCGGCAAUGACUUUCUUGUUGACGGACUUAAUUUUAUCGCAUGGGCGCGUAGCGAAAAUUGAACCCACGUUCUCAGAGGUGAAGGGUGCUUGCUCCGACAACUGCGCUACCGAAGCCCCAUAUCCCUCGUUUUCUUAUAUUUUAUCAUACAACAGGUUUUAGAGCUAUUAAUAAGUCUAUUAUUAUCAGGUUAGGUGUUAGCAUGACCAGGGGCAUCCUAAGAAAAAUUUAGAACUGCCCAUUUCGACAAGAGCAGAGGUAGUGAACACAGGCUAACUGUGUGGCAGUAACGAGAGACGAGGUCAUGGAAUACUGGAUUCCUGAGUAGCUAGGAGGGUCCUGGGGCAUGUUCCAUCGGAAAGUUUUGGAUUUUACAAGUCCAGAUUGGCCAUUUCAUGCAUUUUCAGAGUGAUAUUUUAUUUUGUUUUUGCCUUAAAUAUCUGUAUGGGCGCUUAGUUUAUAACUAAUUUUCAUAUAAAGCUUGAAAACUCGAUUUUAGAACUGCCCAUUUCAAGUUUAAGAACUACCCAUUUUACAUUUAGAACUACCCAUUUUGGAAAAUGGUAGGCCUUAGGAUGACCCCUGAGCAGGACUGCAUUUUAGUUUUCGAACUGUUAAAAGAUAACCGAAUUUUUUUCCGUGUUAUUCCGGCAUAUUCUGUGAUAUUCCGGCAUUCCGGGUUUUCAGAACGCCCCGCACAUUAACCAAUAAAAUUGGAUAUUAUAAUUAUAUCCCACUUUGUUAUAUGUCUUAUAGAACAGGCUCCAGAACUAUGAUGCAUGCAGUUAUUAUCAGGCUGGGGGUUGCAUGAGUGUAUUGUUAGUUAAUUUAAUAAUUCCAAAAUGUUUUCGAGGAGUUGCUGCACUUCUUUUGCAAUUUAACAUGACACAAAUUUUUAUUGCAGGCGAAGGGAAGUCCAAGCGAGGUUUAGCUGCAGCGAUCCCAAUAAUAGAGCUAGGUCUUAAUGUCUUGACGAAAGUACUAGACACUCUUGGUAAUAUUAAGAGAAAGAUUGCAAUUGGUAUUGGUAAUGAUACGCCAUUCGCGUGGAAAGCUGAUGGAGUAUAUUUCAGUUCUGGUACAUCUGAUGACAUUCUUCCAGCUUGUUUGAGUUCAAAAGAAGCCGCCGUCUUCCCAGCGAGGAAAACCUCCGGUCCUGUUGCAACUGGGGCAGUAGGUGUACUUUGCUAUUACAUCCCUGAUAAAAAAAAGUCCUUGUGUGUUUUGUUCAGUGUACCAUUUGAUUACAAUUUGUACUCCAAUUGGUGGGACGUGAAGGUGUUCUCUGUUAAAAAAUCGCCCAACCAUCAGUUGUAUGUAGACAUGUAUUAUGGUAACCCAUACAAAGGUGACAACAG